GUGUGUGCCGUUUAUCUCUUUAUUUCUUCACUGUCACAGACUGGGAGAAACUACGGCGCAUCUGAAAGCGCGAGCACAGGACAGCUUGACUGAAGGAUUUUGAUCAAAGUCAGGGUUGUCCGGUUCACAGUCGAGGAUAUCCAACGAGGAAGAUAUAUACUGGAAAAAUAUUGGAGAUUAUUGGAGAAUUACUUAGCGCAGAUUUAACUUCUCUUCGAAGGGUUUUCAAAUAUGCGCCAUGGAUAACAGGGAAUAACAUGAAAGAAACAAAUACGGCUUUUAAAGUUUUUUUCGUCCACAGUGACGCAACAUCUUCGAAUUAAAAGUUGCAUCUAUAUGUUUUCAAAGUUUAUCUAACGAUCGAAUAUUAAAGCGUCACCCACGUCUUGAAACAGGGACUAUAACAGGCUCCUCGUCCCAAAUCGGAGAAAUGCUUCAACGCUCUUGUGGAACGAAUAUGUUGUUCAGUUUGAUCUGAUAAUCGUGCAUUGGUAUUUUAUUUAUUUCACAAAAGUUGUAAGUGGAGCUACUGAAGUGUUUGAUCGUAAGGUCUGAACUACCUUUUGACUCUUAUUACGCAUCGACUGACUGGAUAUGCGGUGUGAAACCUUGGAAUUGUGAUCGAAAAUUAUCUGAAUCUGGGAUUGUAGUACCUCGUAUUGGAAUUAUGAUGAUUUUGCUGAAUAUUCUGAGUGUGCUGUUUUUAUUGGAUAAGGUGGUUCUUUCGACGGCCAGCCAUUCUGCCUUGUCAGGGCUGGGAACACACAGCUGGAGAGCCCCCAUGGACUGCCUGAGGGCCAGCGAGAUGUGCAACCAGAACUCACAGUGCAGCUCUCGCUUCCGUAUCAUGCGCCAGUGCCUGGUGGGUCGUGACCGGACUACCAUGCUGGCCAACAGGGAGUGUCAGGCCGCCCUUGAGGUGCUGCAGGACAGCCCGCUGUACGACUGCCGUUGCAAGAGGGGCAUGAAGAGGGAGCUCCAGUGUCUCCAAAGCUACUGGAGCAUCCAUAUGGGACUCAAUGAAGGUGAAGAAUUAUACGAGACCUCUCCAUAUGAACCAAUGCAUCUCUCUGAUGAGUUCCGACUUGCCUCCAUUAUUUCGGCCAUGGACUCGGCCUCCGUAAAAGGGAAUCCGUGUUUAGAUGCGGUUAAGCCUUGUAACCCCUGCCUGGAUGCUACGAAGGCCUGCAACCUAAACGACACCUGCAAGAGGCAACGCUCGAUGUACAUGGCCACCUGCAGCCGUGCCACUCCGAUACAGCAAGCUCAGGAACCCUGCAACCGAAAGCGCUGCCAUAAGGCCCUCCGGCAGUUCUUCGACCGAGUGCAGACGGAAUUCAGCUACCCGCUGCUCUUCUGCUCAUGCCGGGAUAAAGCGUGUGCAGAACGUCGCCGACAAACCAUCAUGCCUGCCUGCUCGUUCGAGGAGAGGACGAAACCCAAUUGUCUGGAGUUAAGGAGGACCUGUCGCUCUGAUCCGCUCUGCAGAUCCAGACUGGCAGACUUCCACAUGAAUUGCCAGACGACGACGCAUUCCAUAACAAGCUGUCCUAAUGAUAACUACCACGGUUGUCUGGUGUCCUACGUUGGACUCAUCGGAUCAGAUGUGACUCCUAACUAUGUGGAUUCCAGCCACACCAACAUUACCAUUUCCCCUUGGUGUGGUUGUCGAGGCAGCGGAAACCAUGAAGCGGAAUGCGAGGCCUUCCUGCGGGACUUCAGAGAGAACACGUGUCUGAAAAAUGCAAUCCAGGCAUUCGGAUAUGGUACAGAUGCAGGUCUAGUUCCCAUCACCGAGUCGCAGUCAGCGGUGCCGUCGGUACGAACCAACCUGCAGCCGGCUAUCAUCAACAAACACGUCAUCAGCUCAAACGAUGUCAAGCCAGUCGACAGUGCAUGUGUUUUUUCCACAUGCGCUAACCUUCAGGACGGUGAGGAGAAGUGUUCUCCCUCCAGCAGUUUUGAAUGUGCUGAUGAGAAUAUGCUGAACCCCAAUAUGGAGGGCUCCAUUGACUCAAUAGGGUCACACCAGACAGACAACAACAGAGCCAGACAUUCAGCUGUGACUUCUAUCAGCCUUUCUGUCGCCACACUGACGAUAGUCUGCGCGCUGGUCAAUCUGCUUCAGUAAACACAACCUGACUCCACAACUCCAGGAAUCAUCCGAUGGAAUCUUCUGACCUCAAUCACAGAACUUCUGCGACAUUGAUCUCUCUCUAUUUCUCUAAGUGUGUGUAUGUGUGUGUAUGUGUGUAUCACACGGCAUCUUUUCAAACCAGUCGCAACAGAAAACAACAAAACCUUACAAGGAGUUUUUAAAAGACUCCUCGUAGCACCACUGCCCAUCAGAGAGAGACGGAGGAAAGUCACCGGGAGGUUUGAAAAGACGUGGAUGUUGUGAAGCUGACAGUUCUGAGAACAGUGAACUCAAUGGAAUAAAACUUGAAUCUUUUCUUGCGAGGACGACGGUAGCCAACAUGCUACAAAAUACAGCCAUGAGUUUCAGAAGAAGCAGACCCAACUCUGUAUAUUUUCCCCGUCAGAUACACAGCGACCAUUAAAAAAAUAUAUCAUCAAGAAAAAACACCUCACACGAGUACAAUAUUGGCCACUGCCUUGAUCAUAACAAAAAUAUUAUAUGUACUGUAAAUGUUUCUUUAGUUAAAGGGAUAAAUUGAAUCUUGACAUGUGCCGUUUUUAAACAUAUUUGGAUUAUUCAGCGACAGAUUUUGAGAGGAAAGGGCUGUAGCGCACUGCCCCGUGUACAAUGUGUAAAAUGUUGUUUGUAAGUACAUGAGCUUCUUUCCUAAAGAACCUGAGCAUGCAAAGCAGGAAGAUGCGUGGAACAGCAACAAAAGGAAAGCCAUUUGAAACGUAUCACAGCGGAGAGCCGCCAGUGCCAAUGAUGUUCGUUUUAGGCCGUUAUUAUGUGUAAUCAUUUUUCUUGCCAAAAGACUUGGAUUAUAUUCAUCAAAGAAAAGUGCUCCGGGGAGAGCAGAACAAUAGAUCAAUCUGCGGAGAGGGUCAAUCGUCGGUGUAUUUUAUAGUGUGCAAUCUAUCGUGUGGCCUUACUUUUUUGUCUUUGCUCUGUUCCACUCUCUUAUGUAACGGUUUCUGACCGCACCACUCACGGAGUAUCGCCAAGACCGGCUGACAUAAUCUGAAAUGUUCAAAAAUAGCAGCUCCAAUGAAGUCUUGGUUUAUUUGUGAUGCUUUAAAAUGAGGCGAGACAAAAGCUCAAGAAUGUGUCCGAAGUAUUUGUUUAAAUCUGAAUAAAACAUCAUAGUACCGUCUACAAGAGUCAUGGUGA
This is a messenger RNA of Triplophysa dalaica, 3310 nucleotides long. RefSeq names its product GDNF family receptor alpha 2b (gene gfra2b). Bases 668 to 2131 code for a protein of 487 amino acids. Lineage: Eukaryota; Metazoa; Chordata; Actinopteri; Cypriniformes; Nemacheilidae. The transcript is spliced from 9 exons. Gene Ontology annotation, biological process: nervous system development. Gene Ontology annotation, cellular component: external side of plasma membrane; signaling receptor complex. The record is from RefSeq and is a predicted model, not a curated record. Gene Ontology annotation, molecular function: signaling receptor activity.